Abrus precatorius (Indian licorice) is the source of this 2378-nucleotide messenger RNA. Its product is annotated as serine/threonine protein phosphatase 2A 57 kDa regulatory subunit B' beta isoform-like. Gene Ontology annotation, molecular function: protein phosphatase regulator activity. The record is from RefSeq and is a predicted model, not a curated record. Gene Ontology annotation, biological process: signal transduction. Gene Ontology annotation, cellular component: protein phosphatase type 2A complex. Bases 511 to 1992 code for a protein of 493 amino acids. The transcript has 2 exons. NCBI's taxonomy places the organism in Eukaryota, Viridiplantae, Streptophyta, Magnoliopsida, Fabales, Fabaceae.
AAACCAAACCAGUUCAAAUGAAAAAAGAAACUAAAAAAUGACUGUUUCUAAUAGCGAUUAUGGUAAUCUAUAAUCACUCGCUUUCCAAACGCACCUCUCUCUAAUAGUCUAAUCCCAUCCCUUAAUUAUCGUUCCCCCUCUCUCUCUUUCUCUGUGUGUAACUCAGCUUUUCGUUCGCCGGAACACUUCUCCGACCGAUCAAAAUUCCGGCAUUCAUUCCGGUGAUUCCACUCCAACAUGAUUCUUCACUCUGAUCCAUAGCUCUCUCAAUCACUCUCUCUCACCAUUCUCCUUCUUCUUCUCUUUUCGCGUUUUCAGAUCCGAAUCCCGAUGCAAAAAUCGGGGGAAGAACAACUACCCGUUCAUGGAUUAGCGACAGCUCGAUGAAAAGUUUUUUCUCAUGCGGCUCACGAAACUGCUCGUUUUCCUCUUCCACUACCUCGCUUCCUCCACCUCAUACAUCUGAAUCCAAUUCUAGGGUUAGGGUUUGCGCCGAGCGAUUCCGUCAAAAUGUUCAAGAAAAUCAUGAAGGGCGGAAAGAAGCCCUCCAAGUCUGACUCUGCCGACCCUCCGCCGGCGGCGUACGCCGGAAACAACCGCAAUUCGUCGGCGGCAGGUUCUGCCAAUGUCGUCGUUAACCACGCCUCACGCGGUGGAGCCGGGGCCUCGGUGGCGAAUUCCGCUGCCGCGAUGCCCCCGCCGGUCGGCGCCAUGGAACCGUUGCCGCUGUUCCGCGACGUGCCGGUUUCCGAGCGGCAGAACAUGUUUCUCCGGAAGUUCCAAAUGUGCUGCUACGCUCUGGAUUUCUCCGACACGCUGAAGAACGUUAGGGAGAAAGAGAUCAAGCGGCAAGCGCUGAUGGACCUCGUGGACUUCAUCCAAUCUGGUUCCGGCAAGAUAUCGGAGAAUUGUCAGGAAGAGAUGAUUCGAAUGAUAUCCGUCAACAUUUUCCGGUGCUUGCCGCCUGCGUCGCACGAGAACACAGGGCAAGAGCCCGCAGAUCCUGAAGAAGAGGAGCCGUGCUUGGAUCCCGCAUGGCCUCAUUUGCAGCUGGUAUAUGAGCUUCUCCUCAGAUACGUUGUGUCGUCUGAUACUGAUACCAAGGUUGCAAAACGGUAUAUUGAUCACUCCUUUGUGCUCAAGUUGCUUGAUUUGUUUGACACUGAGGACCCUCGAGAGCGUGAGUAUUUGAAAACCAUACUGCAUCGUAUAUAUGGCAAGUUCAUGGUUCAUAGGCCCUUCAUUAGAAAGGCUAUUAACAACAUUUUUUACCGGUUUAUAUACGAGACUGAGAGGCACAGUGGUAUUGGGGAGCUUCUAGAGAUUCUUGGGAGUAUCAUUAAUGGGUUUGCUCUACCCAUGAAAGAGGAGCAUAAGUUGUUUCUUGUAAGGGCGUUGCUACCACUGCAUAAACCUAAGUCUGUUGCUGUGUACCACCAGCAAUUGUCUUACUGCAUCACUCAGUUCGUGGAGAAGGAUUUCAAGCUAGCGGAUACGGUUAUCAGGGGGUUGUUGAAGUAUUGGCCUCUCACCAAUUGCCAGAAGGAAGUUCUCUUCCUUGGAGAACUGGAGGAAGUGCUGGAGGCCACGCAGGCUGCGGAAUUUCAACGCUGCAUGGUUCCCCUUUUCCGACAGAUUUCCCGCUGCCUCAAUAGCUCUCACUUUCAGGUUGCAGAGCGAGCCCUCUUUUUGUGGAAUAAUGAGCAUAUUGUGAGUUUAAUUGCCCAAAACAGGACUGUGAUAUUGCCGAUAAUAUUUGAAGCGUUUGAGAAAAAUAUCUCUAGUCAUUGGAACCAGGCAGUUCACGGACUGACUGUGAAUGUUCGCAAAAUGUUCGUGGAAAUGGAUGCAGAAUUGUUUGAAGAGUGUCAGAGGCAGCAUGCUGAGAAAUUGGCUAAAGCCAAAGAAGAGGCAGAGCAGCGAGAACUUAAAUGGAAGAGAUUGGCGGAUGCCGCAGCACAGAAUGGGGUGGAGGAUAUGGUCACAACUUAGCCUAGUAGUUUUCUGCCACAACUGGAAGUGUGAAUUAAAUAGGUGAAGGAUGAUGAAUGUGCUCCUCUUCUCCAUUUUGGUGCCAUUAUUUAUUGGUUUCUUUCCAGCCUAAUUUUUUCUCUCUCUUCUAUCUUCUUAUUAUAUCAGUUGGAUAAUUAGCAAUUUGAAGAAAGCAGUGAUUAAUGUAACUUAUUGGAAAUUGUUAGUUAUAUCUUUCAGAUUAAGAAUGUUUUGUGAAAUACUUUCUUGUAUUUUUCCCCUUUUACAAAGAGAAAUACGGAAGAUUUCUUUUCUUUUUUCCCUUUGGUUCCUUCUUAAGCAAAUUCGCCCCUUUUUUUGUACUGGAUUCGGACAUCAUGAUUGAAGGCAUUGUGCAGUUAAACCUU